Paramacrobiotus metropolitanus is the source of this 5124-nucleotide messenger RNA. RefSeq lists its product as uncharacterized. Gene Ontology annotation, biological process: response to oxidative stress. The record is from RefSeq and is a predicted model, not a curated record. NCBI's taxonomy places the organism in Eukaryota, Metazoa, Tardigrada, Eutardigrada, Parachela, Macrobiotidae. The transcript is spliced from 19 exons. Bases 326 to 5092 code for a protein of 1588 amino acids. Gene Ontology annotation, molecular function: peroxidase activity; heme binding.
CUAGGCAUAUUAAUUUUUGCAGAACGAGCUGGUCAUGGUUGCCGUGUCAUUCAUCAACAACAUAAGCUUUGGUAUUUCCGGCUUAAUAUUAGUUGACUGCAACGAUUAACAAAUCAACUUAUUACCGAUAGUUUGGCGCCUCAAAGUGUCGUCGCUGAGCGCUUGAAAGGGAAACGUUGGGAUAUAUGCGAAAACUUCAUUAUCCUCUCCUGGAUGCAACUGAUUAAGACUAGGCUCAUUUCCGCUUGCUGUAGAUUUAAGCUAGUGAAAAUUCUGGUGAAGAUGGUGACAUCCUCCGCAUUCUGUGAAUCGUUUUCCCACUACCAUGGUUCCAUGUUGUGACCGGAAGUUUACACGAUUGCCGGUGCCAACACUGAACCGUUCAUCUUGGAAUAUGCCAUGGAAAACUGCAAUAAUUCCUGCUGUUCUGAUAUUAUUGAUAUCGUUUCCCAAUGGAUGCCUUUGUCAGCGACCGAGCAGUGCCACGGGUCGGUCUAUCCCGCCGUCAACGCUGAACACCGCCACGGCUACGGUGUCCACUACGACCUCCUCGGUCACUCCUUCCUCCACCGUCGCACCAAGCGCCACCGAUGGCCGAGGCAACAAUCGCAAAGAAAGCGCGCAGCCGAUAAAAGGACCGCACUUUCCCAAUAUUCCACCCCCGAAAGUGGAGGCCGAUCUGAUUGAUCUGUCUUUCAAAAGCGCUCAACGACGGACUAUUGAUUUUCAGUCAGUCGAAACACUGAUCUCAACCAGCUCACGAAGUCUUCCUCGGACACCUGUUGAGCUGGCCAACGUCGAAUCCCGUCUGACAGCUGAUGCCAAACGCGAAUCCCAGCUAGCCUACAUUCUGGAAGGAAUGCUGGUCUUCAUUUCCAACCGGUCAAGUCUGCGGCGCGAGCAGAUCAUCUUCGGCUUGCCGCAAACACCAACCGACCAUACGACCAUCACUCGUCGCUGUCCGUACAAUGUGCCGAUUACCUGCAAUAUGACGGAAUUCCGCAGCAUACAGGGAGUCUGCAACAACAUGCUGAAUCCCUUCUGGGGCGCUACAAAUACGCCUUACUCUCGCUUCUUGCCACACAAUUACUCGGAUGCCAUUCGGGCGGUUAGAACGGACAGUCGGGGUGGCAGUCUGCCAAAUCCGCGCUUCAUCAGCUCGUCCGUGCACUGGCCGCUCACAGGAAACCAUCCACAUGUAUCGCAGAUGCUGGUCACUUUUGCACAGUUUCUGGAUCAUGACCUUUCACAAACUGCUGCUUACGCGGAUUCCAAUUUGCAAUCCCUGAACUGCUGCAGCGACAAACUAAAAAAUCACCCUGAAUGUCUGCCGAUCGAAGUUGACCCUAACGAUUCGUACGAUGACGACAGUGUGGAUGCCUGCAUAAACUAUGUGCGCUCGGCUAUAGCCCCCAAAACACUUUGCGCGAUGGGCCCGCGCGACCAAGUUAAUCAAGCUUCGCACUUUCUGGAUGCGUCGGCUCUGUACGGCAACAAUCCUCAGGAUGCCCAACGACUUCGAGAAGGCGCUGGAGGUCGCUUAUGGAUGACUGAUUUUGAGAAUGGGAAGAGUUUACUAUCGGAAGCCCUCAACAGCAGCGACUGCCGCCCAGCCAAAGAUGCUGACACAAACUGUUUUGAUGCCGGUGACCGUCGUGUCAACGAAAAUCUGCCCAUUGCCUCGUUGUACACUUUACUAGCCCGUGAACACAACAGUCUAGCUGAGAAACUGGCGAAGGUUAACGCGCACUGGGACGACGAACAACUGUAUCAAAGCGCUCGGAAGAUUCUGAUCGCUCAGCUCCAGCACAUCACUUUUAACGAAUUUCUUCCGCUGUUGCUGGGCCGUAAUGGAUUGGCACGUAACGGCAUCGAACUCGUGGCCGAGGGCUACUUCCGAGGUUAUUCCGCGGCCGUGAACCCUGGGAUUACGAACGAAUUCGCCACUGCAGCUUCCAAGUUCUGGUAUUCAUUAAUGGCAAAUGGUACCCAGUUUAUCGACAGACGAGGGCGUGUUAACUUCAAGCCGUUUAACACCCAAUGGUUUCAACCUUAUGAUCUGUAUUUUUCUGGCGUACUGGAUGGAACUAUUCGGGGCAUUGCAGACCAACCAGCUAGACCGGGAGACCAAUCAGUAACCUCUGCGCUGACGAACAGCGGAUGGCUGCGAAUUGCGGAUGAUCCGGCAGCCAACGUUGGACAAAAGCUGGAUUUGGCGGCUCUCACCAUUCAGCGUGGUCGGGAUCAUGGAUUAUCUAGCUACAAUUUCUGGCGGAGUGUGUGCGGUCUGAAGAUGGCCACUUCAUUCGACGAUCUCAGAGACUCCGUCAGCGAAAGCAAUAUUAAAAUAUUGUCGGCUGUUUACAGUACCGUCCAUGAUAUUGAUCUAUUCACUGGAGGACUAUCCGAAAUUCAUGAGCCAGGGGCAUUAGUCGGGCCGGUGUUUUCCUGUAUUAUUGCAAAACAGUAUCGUAAUCUGAGGGUGGGCGAUCGCUAUUGGUAUGAAAAUGAUCUUCCGGAAACCCGGUUUACGCCAGAACAAUUGACGGAGAUACGAACUACAACCUUGGCAAGAAUUAUCUGUGAGAAUGGCGACAAUAUUCCGUCUAUUCAACCUCACGUUAUGCUGCUGCCAGAUUCGUUGCUGAACGCGGCAAUGCCUUGUCGGUCGCCGUUUUCUGCCUCCCUGGAUCUCAGCUUGUGGAAAGAAGAAAUACCUGCGGAUCCCGAAAUCUCCCCCGAUAUCCUGAUGAACAUUUUGGAAAAGGCCCGCGAAGAAGUGACAGUGACUGCCUUAGCGGAUCUUGCCCGAGCACAGGCCCAAGGCAGCCAAUCCGGCCGCAUUCGUACCGCAUUCAACAGCCCGACGGCCGCCGUCCGAGCCAUGAAUCUCGAGUCCAACGCCUUCAUCCAGGGCACCAAACAUAUUCUUAAACGCCAAUUCGUCAACCGGACACCUUCCAAUAUAUCCAGUGUCAUGUCCAAGCUGAAGCGCUUUGACGGACUGAUUAAGUCCAAACUGGAUGGACCAACGGAAAACAUAACAUGCGCCGAGCGGUUCGUCCCGUGCGAUCACACCAGCAAAUACCGCAGCAUUUCGGGUUGGUGUAACAAUCUGCAGCACCCCGAAAGAGGAUCAUCGGAGAGGAUAUUCGGCCGUCUGCUCGAUCCAGCAUUUGCUGACGGUGUCGAUGAACCUCGCAAUAUGAGCGUCACAGGCGUGCCUCUGCCGUCCACCCGGGAGGUCCAACUGGGAGUCGUAGUAGAUGUGGAUCGGCCGCAUCCUCGUUACACGCACAUGCUCAUGCAGUAUGGCCAGUUUGUGGAUCACGAUAUGACACUAACGCCCAUCGCAACUGCUUUGAAUGGGUUCAAUUUUAAUUGCCGAUCGUGCAACGCACAGGAGGUGACCAGUGCGAAUUGUCGGCCGAUCCCGAUCCCACUGGCGGAUUCAAGUAUGACCCCUUUUAUCAGCAAUACUACGGAGCGACGCUGUUUGGCUUUUAUCCGCUCCGCAACCGGACGCACUUCGUUUGGAGCGCGGGAGCAGGUGAACCAGAACACGGCGUAUGUGGACGCCAGUAUGGUGUACGGCAGCACUCUCUGCAAGACCCAACGUUUGCGGACGUUUGUUGACGGCAAACUGAAUUCUACGAAGAACCCAAAUGCCGGUCUGAAGGAUCUUCUGCCAACCACCAUCGACUCAAACGAUGUGGAAUUCCUCGAAUGUCUUAAUUCGGUUCCUGGAAAUCUCUGCUUCUUGGCUGGAGAUACGCGCGAGAACGAAAGUCCUGGGUUGACUGUUUCUCAUACCAUAUGGAUGCGUUUGCAUAACCAAAUCGCAAUCGAGCUGAAAAGGGUCAAUAGUCACUGGAAAGACGAACAAUUGUUUCAAGAAUCGCGUCGAAUCCUGAUUGCCGUGCUCCAGCAUAUCAGCUUCAAUGAGUAUUUCCCACGAAUAUUAGGCGAAGCAUUGACUCAAGCAGUUGAUCUGAGAUCCCGACGUUCCAGUUAUUACACGAACUACGAUCCAAACUGUGACGCAACGCUGGUCAAUGAAUUUUCCGCCGCGGCGUUCCGUUUCGGACACACGCUGGUGCAAGGAGAAUUUGGCCGGUAUGACAACAAUUUUAUCGCCGGUAACCGCAGCCGGGUGAAAUUAAUGGAGCACUUUGCCCGCGGGGACAUUCUGUACGAGGAUUUGGGAAUCGAUCAGUUGCUCAUUGGUUUAAUUGUGGAGCCGAUGCAGAACAUGGACUCUAUUGUGACGAAAGCUCUGACGGAUCAUUUGUUCGAAGAUCGCAGUAGAAAAUUCAGUGGACAGGAUCUGGUAGCCAUCAACAUAAUGCGCGGUCGGGAUCACGGUCUCCCGGGAUACAAUGAAUUUCGCGAAUACUGUAAUUUGACGCGUGCAGCCGAUUUCAAUGAUUUGACUGCAUAUAUUCCGGACGAAAUUGUUGAGGCGCUGAAAAAAGUCUACAAGCAUGUGGACGACAUUGAUCUGUACAUUGGGGGAAUUUCCGAAUACAGCGUUUAUGGUGGUGUUGUUGGACCUACAUUUGGGUGUAUGAUCGCGGAACAGCUGCAUCGAACGCGCCGAUGUGACCGGUUCUGGUACGAAACGGGCGACCCUUUAUUACGCUUCUCGGAAGCUCAACUUGCCAGCCUCCGCAAAAUGACGCUGGCCAAAGUGAUCUGCGACACCUCCGACACCGUCUCCCACAUUCAACGCUCAGUUUUCGAUCUCUCCGAUCCCUACAUCAAUCCCAUUGUGGCUUGUGAACAGAUCAGCGGACUGAAUCUUAAUCUAUGGGCGGAUGUGCCCGCGUGCAAUGUGUCGGGAGUGAUGUUAGCCAAGGGCCGGUCACAGCGGGUGACCCCUUGCAGCAGUUGCACCUGCACCAGUGAAGGCCUGUUCUGCCAGUCGAUGUUGAUCAAGAACUGUCGAAGUCUGUUGUUAACCUUCCCGGUCAAUGAUAUUUUGAGUGACAGCGUUUGCAAGACGCAGUGUGCGAGCGUUUUCAGAGAAACAAUUACCAAAGACAAUGGCAAUGUUUUAGCAGCCACUGACCUUUUUGCUGCAUUUUUUUGAACUGGUGGAGGAAGGGUCUGAUGUUCUUGUUU